Messenger RNA from Zootermopsis nevadensis, 2447 nucleotides. Lineage: Eukaryota; Metazoa; Arthropoda; Insecta; Blattodea; Termopsidae. The record is from RefSeq and is a predicted model, not a curated record.
AAGGAAUCCAACCAAAGUCCUUGCAGUCUUUAGAAGUAUUUCUGUAAGACAAGAGCUGUCUUUUGGGUUAAUGUUUUACCGUGAUGCGAGAGUGCUUCAAAGUUCACGUUAAAACCACGACUUUUCUGUAAACAGGUUUGUGUCCAUGGCAACUAGUCGUCAGUCUUGAGCCUCAAGAGUCUAAUUUCGGCACAAUUUUCCAUUGACUGAAAGAUUAUUCAGAAGUGUUUUACAAUCGUCAGAUACCGAAGAGAAAAGCUAGAAUAAUGGAACUGUACAUCAACAAACUUGAAGAAAACCUGUGAUUCAAUUAGGGUGGCAGAAUGUAAAACUAAAGAAAUUCGAUCCACCUGCACCAGUUCUGAACAAAUUUAAAAAUGAAGAAGAAUGAUGAUGGAAAUUGUGCAGACUCUCAGGAGGAGAGAAAUGUGGAAUCGGCUGAAUCUCUGAAGGCAAACUCUGAAAGUAUUCUGAUCAAAGCUAGGAGCAGAUUUUCAUUGCCCAUAAUUACAGCUUGGUGGAGAAACUACAGAAGAGAUUUUCCUCCGAAAGAUGAGAUUGAUGAGGAUGGCGUUUAUCAAUGUAUUAAACAAAAACACUCCGCGCUGGCAGAAGACAUAGAGCUAUCAAACAGUGUUGAGAGCGUAUCUUCUCCGUCUUACUAUACAAAAAUAUGCCAGCACACUCUGAAACAGAGGAUUUUGGAUGUUAUGAAAUCCAAAAGUUCUGGCAGUAUUUACUAUUUGGAAGACAUUGAAAAUGGGAAAAUGACAGUUGAAUGUGCAGAAAACAUAUUCAGCACAAUUUCCACGAUGGAAAGAAAUAUUAUAUUCCUAUGGGCAGCUUUAAACAAAAGAGUUGAAUUUCUUGAAAUCCUGCACAAAUUUGGAGUUGAUAUUCACUUCAGUGAACCCACAGAAGGUUUUACAGCCCUUCAUCUUGCAGCCUUCAAUGAUAAUGUGGAUUGUACUAUAUUUCUUAUAUCAUGUGGAGUCGAUGUUAAUUUCACACCUCGUAAAUACACACCACUUGAAACUGCAUGCUUUCAUAAUUCUUUCAGGGUUGCAAAAUUGCUUUUGGACAAUGGUGCAAUAAUAAAUACUGCUAAGAAGGCCCAAAAUAAAGAAACAGCUUACUAUGGCUCGCCACUUUGUUCUGCAGUGAAAGCAAAUGCUACUGAAUGUUUGCAGCUGCUUUUAGAGGAAGGUGCUGAAAUGAAUUGUAAAGAAAUGGGUGAAACUUCACCGUUACAUAUUGCUACUGAGAUGGGCCACUUGCACUGUAUGAAGAUUCUUUUGGACAGUGGUUACGAUCCAAAUUUGGCCGCAACAGACACAAGAAACACCGCCCUUCACCUUGCAGCUGAAGGGGGCUUCAAUGAAUGUAUCUCACUGCUGUUACAUAAUGGUGUGAAUGCAGAUGCAAGAAAUUGUAAGGGGCAAACUGCAUUACACUUAGCAGCGUAUGCUCAGUCAGUGGAAUGUGUUGACAUUUUACUACAAAGAGGAGGCUGUAAUCCAAACUCUCAGGAUAAUGAAAAGCGCACACCGCUUCACUCAGCAGUAGGAGGAGGUCUGAAUGCAUAUGAGAUAACUGACCUAUUAAUUAAACACGGGGCUGACGUUAAUACUGGAGACAUAUUUGGCUAUACUCCUCUUCAUGUAGCUGCGUUGAAUGAAAAUACACAGUGCGUAAAAUUAUUGAUAAGCAAUGGUGCAGAUGUUAGUGUAAAGACAAAAGGUGGUAACCCUGCACUUGGUAUUAUUGUUCGUAAGACACCGUUGGCACUUCCGGUGUUUUACAAAAAACUGGACACUGCAAUAUUAAUGCAUGAUCCUGAAGUGUCAUCAAAAAGAGAGGUAAUACUGAAGCUAGAUUUCAGAAUUUUCCUGCAACAUUGCCAAAAAGGAGAGAUGAAUUUCUUGAAAACAUUUAUUGAUGAAGGGCAGAAAGAAAUUCUGGAGCAUCCAAUAUGCAAGGGACUUGAAAAGACCGCAGGAUUAUCUAAACUCGUACGACAAACAAAACUCAUUUCUGACAUAGAAUUAUCAUUAUUUAGCAGCUGGUUGCCCAAUUAUAUUCUGAUGCUGAUCCAUCGUACAGCUUUAAUUUCGCCUUCUGGUUAUAGAGUUGUGUUGCAAGUGAAACCACUCAAUCACCAAGAAAAGAGGCUGCCAAAAGACAUACUGAAAGACGCUUAUGAAAUAGCUAAAUCAAGAAAAUGUGGUACACCUGUUCCUUCUGUAACUUCUCACAUUCUUUCAUUUAUUGGAAAUGAGCAAAACUCAGUUAAACAUCUCCCAGAUGAGUCAACACAUGUCAAGAAAUUGCAAAGGGAAGUAGAAAGAGGAACUACGGCUAUUGCUAAGCUAACGGAUGAAAUCCAAGAACUGAAGUUAAUGAUCAGAGGUAUUAAGAUGGUGUCCUCACCCGACAGGAUUUUAUAA